Molecule: messenger RNA, 1987 nt
Organism: Mycetomoellerius zeteki
Lineage: Eukaryota; Metazoa; Arthropoda; Insecta; Hymenoptera; Formicidae
Gene: THG
Product: tRNA-histidine guanylyltransferase
Exons: 4
Coding region: 797-1840 (347 amino acids)
Biological process (GO): tRNA modification
Molecular function (GO): magnesium ion binding; tRNA guanylyltransferase activity
Source: RefSeq, a predicted model, not a curated record
AGGUCUUGGCGCUACAUUCCGUAGCUCAUAGUUUUACGCAAGAAGACUAGAACUAAGGAGGAUCAACUCGUGUGGUGGGGAACGAUAGAGCGACAACUAUAUAGAGCGACAGAGAGGACUAAUGAAGCGCAAGAGUGGGGGAAGUUAUCCGUCGCCACUUUUUGCCUCACCCCCACUACCGCUGUUGGCACCGAGUUGACCCUCCUUAGUUCUAGUCUUCUUGGUUUUACGUUACCUUUACAAAUUCAGAUGAACUUAAUAUACGGUUAUUACUAUUGUGACGAGAUCUGGCCGUAUCGACCUCCUUUUACAUUGUUUGGAGGCGGGAGCCAUUAAUUAAAGUAGAAGAAGCCUCCUUUGUUUACGCGCCAGUUUCCGCUCUCAUCUGUUUCUGUGCUCCACCUUACGUACGGUUCACAUGACUGUUUUUUUGCUCUGGCCGUAUUGACCUCCACAUUCUACAGGAGGCAGGAGCCAUAAACAAAGAAGAAGAAGAAGAAGCAGUGUUUUGUGGUUUUGUGGUUUUGUGGUUUUGUGGCUGUGAUCAGCUGUGACACAUUUCCUAACUUGAAUCGUGGUCGUCAAGUUUAACGAUUAAUAUCUCAAUUCGCGAGGCAGAGCUUUUUUUCAGCCAGAUUUAUUUAUUUCGUGCAAAAACUCGUCGAAUGAGCCUAAUUUCGUCAAAAUCUGUGAGGAAGACAGAAUUCUUGAUUAUUACCAAGAAUGCGUUGAUUGGUAUAUUUUUUAUUGAUUUUUGUGAUUGUGUGUGCCAAACUGAACAAAUACCCACACCUGAAUGAAGAGCGUUCUCUCAAGGAUUAGUCGGGCUAAACAAGUGGUCACGCGCCGCUAUUUAUGCCUGACGACAAUGGCUAAGAGCAAAUUCGAGUAUGUGAAGGAAUUCGAAAGAGACGACAACUGCUUGCCAAAUUGCUGGAUUGUGAUUAGAAUAGACGGCAGGAAUUUUUCGAGAUUUUGUAAUACGCACCAGUUCGUCAAACCGAAUGAUGUGGCCGCUCUUGACUUGAUGAAUCGUGCUGCUAUCACUGUUAUGGAGGACUUUAAAGAGAUCAUAUUGGGUUUUGGCCAGAGCGACGAAUAUUCGUUCGUGUUCCGGAAAGAUACACAACUUUACAAACGCAGAGCAUCAAAAUUGAUGUCUAAUGUGAAUUCAUUAUUUGCUUCGGCAUACGUUUAUCACUGGCCACGUUUCUUCAGAGGCAAAGAAUUGUAUUAUCCACCGUCAUUUGAUGCUCGUGUUAUAUUAUAUCCAACAGACAAGAAUUUAAGGGAUUAUCUAGCUUGGCGACAGGCUGAUGUACACAUCAAUAACUUAUAUAACACUUGUUUUUGGAAUCUUAUUUUGAAAGGAAAAUUAACUCCAAGUCAGGCUGAGGAAAAACUUAGGGGCACACUGGCAUCGCAUAAGAACGAGCUGCUUUUUCAAGAAUUUGGUUUAAACUAUAAUAAUGAACCGCCAUUGUUUCGAAAGGGUACAACACUUAUUCGGAAAUUGGUACCCGACAGUACAGAAAGAUUGAAACCUACCAUAGUUCCUUUAGUAGAUGAUAUUAUCGGUGACCGUUUUUGGAAAGAGAAUCCUGAAGUUAUUGGUUUGAAAAGUUUAGCAACUUAUCAACCACCAAGCUUAAUGAACAGCUUUAAGAGUACAAUACCCGUGCCUACUUUUUCUUCACCUAUUGUGGCAAAACUUGAGAACAACGUACCCUCAUCUUCACAAGUGAUAAAUUCAGUCAAGGAAGAAAUGCAUUCUAAUAGAAGCACAGAAACAAAUGGAAAUCAAAUGCAGUGUGAGAGUGAACACAUUUGUAAGAAAUAAGUUUGUACUUUGUUCUUUUGUACUUUAUACAAUAAAGUUGAAUUGGAACUAUCUAUACAUGAUAGUAACAGACUGUUUAUUGCAAGGGGAAAAAUCCUGAGAAAAUAGAAGAACACCAUAAAAGAUGAACGUCUUUUUAGUCUUUGA